UGAGAACCGAAACUGCGCGAGAAAUAGAAGCCGACGGCGGAAACAAGGCUGAGGCUUGGCAACGAGGCUGAGGAUUCAAAUUCUUCCAUUGGCUGAGUGACAUCACCACGCGAAUGUGUUCCGCUCACUGCCUGCGACUGAGCACCGUUUUCCCUGGUGGUUCUCAACCGGUCUCAUGGAUAACCUGUUGCAGUGACAAUGGCGGCAGAAGGGCAGUCCAGGAUGUGCUGUUCGCUUUGGGACGCGGUCUGGCUCUAUCCCCUGAAGGGCAUCUUCUAUUUCCUCCUGCAUCCCUAUUUCUACCCGCUAUUCAAGGCGCGCCUGAUCCCCAUCGUUCUCCUGUCCGCCUUCAUCUACGCCAACCUAUUCCUCUGGACCUUCCUCCCACAAGCUGCGUUCCUCGCCAUCUUCCAUGGACCAGGAGCAUGGGUGAAUGCAACAUUUCUCGUGUUGGGCGAAGGCGCCGCGAUCGUUGCCCUUCUUUUCGAGGCGUUCUUUGUCGACGAGACUCUCGUGGAUACCUUUGAUGCUGUCCUUAUCGACCAAGGGCUGGAGGAUCUUGUCAGUGAGGGUCGUACACUCCAUCCAAUCGCUCACAACUCUGUGCAAAUGCUCGGAAAACCUACGUCGGCCGCCAUUUAUGCUCCAUUCAGUUUCCGUCAAAUCGCCGAAUUCGUUAUUCUUCUCCCGGUCAAUCUCAUACCCUUUGUUGGCGUCCCCAUCUUCCUCGUCUUGACUGGAUAUCGAGCCGGGCCCUUUCAUCACUGGAGGUACUUCAAGCUACGGGGCUUCUCUAAGAAAGAAAGACAAGAAUACGUCCGGAACCGGCAGCUCAAAUACACAUGGUUCGGUGUGGUUGCAUUGGCGUUGCAACUUGUCCCCGUGCUCAGCAUGUUCUUUUUGCUUACCUCUGCAGCCGGGAGUGCGUUGUGGGUAGCAAAAAUGGAGAAGGCACGUCGAUCCAGGGAAGCCGCCACCACAUCAAGUUCCGAGCCAUAUCAAGAUCAUAUAGCAUGACUGUUGGCACCGAGCACUCUUACUAUAUGGAGCCUGCGGCAUGCUGCUCAACGACGUCCGCAACCUCUUCCAGACUUCUCACUACUACUGUAGGGCCCUGACCAAGUCUGUCCUGCCAUCCGUUCCCUGGCCGAUCAACCCAUGCAGCUUGCAUCCCAACAGAUCGAGCACCCACCACAUCAAAGGGGUUUCCUGAAACCAGCCACAACUUAUCUUCUUCACCCACUUUGUUGACCUGCUGCGCCAGGUAGUUAUAGACCUCGGGGGCGGGCUUGAAUACUCGGACAGCAUCGACAGUUACAAGGUCCUUGAAGACGGAAGAAUUGAGAUCAUGAGACUUGUUGACGGAGUUGGAGACCAUGGCCUUGGUCCCAUUUGAGAAGACGACGCAUUUGAUGUUUGGGUUGUUCUCCAAGCGUUUCAGUGCUGGGUUGACAUCUGGAAAGGUCGAGAGAGAGUCGUAUGCUUCCAUGAGCUUAUCACUCUGAGCAGUGGUGAGACUCAACCCGUGCUCAGCAAGCGCAUGCAGGAGAGAUUUCCGGGUCACGUCCGAAAAGUCCUGAUAUUGUUCUUGAACAGAUCAGCAUCAAGAUUUCAAAUACCACAUUGCCGCAAGACCUACUCAUGCUGUUCAGCCUCCACGUGUAUUCCAGUUGAUACUUUCUCCAUACCGCCGCAAUCGAGGCUGCUUUCUCCUGGCCAAAGUGUGAAGCCAAUUCUUUGGCGAUGCUCUCGGUCGACAGGAGCGUGCCGUAGAGAUCGAACGCUACUACAACCUCGC
Molecule: messenger RNA, 1798 nt
Organism: Cladophialophora immunda
Lineage: Eukaryota; Fungi; Ascomycota; Eurotiomycetes; Chaetothyriales; Herpotrichiellaceae
Exons: 2
Coding region: 199-1017 (272 amino acids)
Cellular component (GO): prospore membrane; lipid droplet; ascospore wall
Source: RefSeq, a predicted model, not a curated record